This is a messenger RNA of Megalops cyprinoides (Indo-Pacific tarpon), 6049 nucleotides long. It is a transcript of the gene ppl, whose product is annotated as periplakin. Lineage: Eukaryota; Metazoa; Chordata; Actinopteri; Elopiformes; Megalopidae. The record is from RefSeq and is a predicted model, not a curated record. Gene Ontology annotation, molecular function: cadherin binding; structural molecule activity. Gene Ontology annotation, cellular component: membrane; intermediate filament; cytoplasm. The transcript is spliced from 22 exons. Gene Ontology annotation, biological process: wound healing; intermediate filament cytoskeleton organization. The coding region runs from base 268 to 5535 and encodes 1755 amino acids.
UAUCCGGUUUAUAUUUUAGCACUUUCAGAAACAGAGAGGUCGUAGAUUGUGUCGAUUGUUCGAUGCGUUUUAACAGCAAGAUUAGCGGUGAAACAGCUCUCGCUUCUUCGCUUGCGUUUAUUGCCUGCGUAUACCUUUCCAGCUGGGGACCCGACACAAAACUGCGAGUGCGCUAAGAGACGUCAACAAGACCACGUCCUCACCGUUAGGAUUGUUGUUGUGUACUUCGUGAAGGCUUGGUGCUGGGGAAGCGGUGACUCUAUCAUCAUGUUCAAGAAAAAGAGCUCGAAGAACAGCGUGACCAUUACUCAGAGAAAAGCUACCAACACAGAGCUGACAGCCCUGAUUGAGAAGCUGCAGAAGAAUGCUGACAAGGUUGAAAAGAACAUCUACGACACUGAACAGAACCUCACCAGAGAUGUGAAUAAGAUCAAUGAGGGUAAGCAGACCCUGUAUCAGGAAGAUACCAACAAGAAGAUUCUCGCUUCCCUGGAGCUGCUGAAUGGCCUGGAUGAGGAUGCCGCCAACGCCACCCGCCUCCAGCACCCACAGGCUGAGAUGAUUGAGCAGGAUGUUAAGCAGCUGCGGUAUCGCGUGAUGAAGCUCCGCGAGGAGCAUGACAGGAUUUACAACGUGACGCGCUCUGAAGGGCUGCCCAGCGUCAACUGGGGGAAGAUCAUUGAGGAGAAGCAGGCGAACCUCAAUAAUGAGGGAUUUGGGAAUGACUUGCCCACAGUUGAAAAUGAGUUGGUGGAACACAAUCUUUUCCACAGUGAAGUGGAGGCCUUGGGACCACACAUAACUGAUAGCGAUGACAAGGAUUAUGUCAGUGGCUUGCAGUUGAAAUACAACAAACUCCUGGCCAGUUCGAGUGCUCGCCAGCGUGACCUGAUCUCCCUGAGGGACUUCAUGCAGCGGUGCACCAAUGAGCUCUACUGGAUGGACCAGCAGGCAGGGGAGCGAGUCAGAUACGACUGGAGUGAUGCCAAUCUGGAUUACCCAGCUCGGCAGAGGCAAUACGAGAACUUCAUUGCCAAAAGUCUUGAAUCCAAGGAGGCGACAAUCAACAGUCUGAACGAUGAUGGGGAAAAGCUCAUAGCUGAAAAACAUCCUGGAAGGAACGUCAUUGAGGCACAUAUGGAAGCAGUGCAUGCAGAUUGGAAAGAGUAUCUCAACCUGCUCAUCUGUGAGGAAAACCAUCUCAAGCACAUGGAAGAGUACCACAAAUAUCAUAAGGAGGCUAGGGACACCCAGGACUUGCUGAAGAGACUGGACACAGAGAUCAAUCAGAAAUACAACCCAGAGUUUAAAGACAUGUACCAGAUGGAAGGACUGAUCUCUGACUUGGAUGACCAGGCGAAGGGCAUGGAUCACUACGACACGCGCGUGAGGCUCCUGCAGAAGCGGAGCCAGCAGAUUCUCCCUCUGAAGUUCCGCAGGGAGACGCCCAAUAAGCUCCUCCCUGUGGAGGCCCUGUGCGAUUUCGACACAGAGGAGGGACAGAUCACCCGUGGAGAGAGGUACACCCUUCUCAAGAACAACGGUCUUCAGUGGGACAUUAAAGAUCAUGCCGGACGAAGGCUGACUAUGCCUGCUGUUUGCUUUAUUAUUCCCCCGACUGACCCAGAGGCUGUCUCCAUUGCUGAAAAUCUUGCUAACCAGCAGAAAACCAUCAAAAAGAAUAUCACUGACAGCAAAGGCACGCUAACAAAACGACUUGAAGACCUUAGGAAAGAAAGCAGUGGUAACGAUAAGCAGGAACAACAGUGUCGUCAGCUGAUGGCUGGUCUGGAAAAAGUAACCAAUGAUCUGGACAAGCAGGAGAAGGCCAUCUAUGCCCGAGUGCGCCCCCCACUGGAGCAGAAUCGUGCUCUCCAAGACAGCACGGACAGACUGCAAGAGCUGAAGGAUAUUGAGGGUGCUGUUCGGAAAAUAGAGCCAGAAAAGGCGUCCAAAGUCCGUGAAGCUGAGACCUUUUUGGCAUCUAAGCCAAAAUGUGCCAGUGCCCCUCAGCUGUACACCAAACUGGAUGAGGCCAACAAAAAAUGUGACAAGGUCAACCUGCUACUCAAGUACUCAGAGGACAAGCUUAAGAAUUCCAACCACCUGGAGAACUCCCUGCAAAACGGGAAGACUUUGCUCUCCACCUAUGAGAACAAACUAGCCAGGGAGGAAGCUGCUCCAUCAGACUUGAAUUCCCUUGAUAAUGCGCUACAAGAUCUGGCUACGAUGUCCGCGGAGGUGAGAUCGAAGAAACCCGCAGUUGCUGAGACGGAGCAGAAUCUCAGGGCUGCCAAGGUCAGCUGCGAGAACAUGGCCAACAAGCUGCAGGAGCACUGCCCCGACAUUGAGAGGCAGGAGGCUGAGGUCCAGAAGCUCAGCAAACGCUAUGACAACCUCAACAGGCAGAUAGAUAACAGGUCUCAAAGUCUUCAAAGAGCCAAAGUUGCUUAUAACAACUAUCGAAAUGAAUAUGACAGCCUCAACAACUGGCUGUCCCGGGUGCCAAACUAUGAGCCACGGGAAACAGAUGAUGUCAGACAAGUGGAGGCAAAACUGAAAAACCAAAGAAAUCUGCUGUCUGAUAUUGCAAGAAAAGAGUCUGAUUUAAACAAUGUGUCAAAGAAUGCCCAACUGUAUCAGCAAGCAGUCAAGGAUUAUGAAACUGAAACUGAAAAAUUUAAGUCCAUUCUUGACCUUGAGGAUGGCCUAGUCCCACAGACAUACAAAAGAAGUAGGCUAGAGUCCCCAGCAAUGAAGGUCAAGAAUGAGGAAUCUGCAAUUGAAGCCAAAUUCACUGAAGUUAAUGCUGUCAACAAGCAGAGACUACAGAACCUUGAAUAUGCACAAAGUCUUCUGAAUCAGCAACCAGAGGUUGCAGUCAUACAGCAAAAUGUCCAGUCUGUGCAGUCAGCUGCACCAGGACAGGAACCGUGGAGGAUAAGGAAACAGCUGGAAGAAGAGAUCCAGAGGAGACAGCAACUUGAGAAGGAAAUCCAGACCGUUCAGAGUGACAUUUAUGUGUUGGAAGGCCAGAAACCACAAGACACUGUAGUCAAGAAGGAGCUGAUCAAGAGGGUGCCCGAUCCACAGCUCGAUGAGGAGGUCAGCAAAGUCCAGCAGAGGCUGUCUGAGGAGCAGAGAUCAACUCGAGCACUGGAGACAGAGCUGGAGACCCUUCGCCUCAAACUGCGCGGGAUAGAAACAGAGAAACGGGAGAACGCGCAGCAGUACACGGUUAAAGAGGUGCUCCGUAUAGAGAGAGACAGGGGACAAGAGGAGGAGGUGAGGAGGCUGAGGGACGAGCUGGAGGAGCUCAAGAGGCAGAAGACGGUCAAGGACAACGAAAUCGUCCAAAUCCAUAGGCAAGUCACUCUUCUGGCAGAGCAGAAGUCUAAAGAGCAGGAAGUGAUAACAGAGGAAGAAGUCAUCAAGGUGCAAAAUGACCCCCAGCUGGAGAGCGAGUAUCGACUUCUGCUGGACAGGAAGCAGAAAGACGUCAGUAGCAGGAAGGAACUUGAAGAUGAACUCCGAUUCCUGUUGGAAAAAUUGAAGAGGCUGGAAAAGGAAAAGGCCAUAGCUGAGGAGAAAAUUUCCAUCAAAGAGGUCCUGAAGAUGGAAAAGGACAUUACACUUGAGAGGCAGGUAGAGAAUCUCAGGCGUCAGCACGAAGAUGAAAAGGCGAAACGCAGGUCUUCUCAAAGGGAGAAAGCAGAUCUUCAGAGGAAAAUUACAAGCCUGGAGGAAGAGAAAUCAAAGGUCAUUAUUCAGGAGAAAAUGCGGGAGAUUGUACGGCCUGAUCCAAAGGCUGAAAACGAGGCGGCUAAUCUCCGUCUCGACCUGGUUGAACAGCAGAGAAGAUACAAGGAGACAGAGCUCCAGCUGAAGGCUCUCCAGGAUGAACUGAAGAUGCUUAAGAACCGUGGCCCACAGAUUGAGUACAAGGAAAUCAUCAAAGAAGUCAUCAAAUACAAAAUGGACCCACAGACCGAAAGGGAGCUGGAAAAGCUCAGGAAUGAAAUUGUCGACAAAACUCACCAAACAGAAAGGGCUGAGAUGGAAAUCCGGCAGCUGAAGGACGAGAUUCAGAGGUGGAAAGACACCAAGCCUCAGGUGCAGACCAAAGAGGUUGUGAAUGAGGUUCUUCAGUAUCGUGAAGACCCCAAAACCAAGGAGGAAGUGGAGACCCUCAAAAGAAAGCUUGCUGAUGAGCAGAAGAAGCGCUUGGACUUGGAGAGGGAGAAGUCUGCAAAUGAGGAAAAGAUUCGACUGAGGAAGAUUGACCUUUCACAGGUGAGAGAGAAGUUUGUCCAGCAGGAGGUUGUGAAAAUGGAGCAAGACCCACUUCUGCAUUCCGAAUGCCAGACGUUCUCCAAGAACAUCAACAGCGAGCAGAGACAGAAGGAGACCCUCAAGGAUGAGCUGCUCAGACUUCAGCGGCAAAAAGCAGAUUUGGAACUGCAGCUGCAGGAGCUCGAGCGUGAGCGCAGGGAAAGGAGAGAAGCUGAGCUGGAGAUCCAGAGACUGAGAGUCCGCCUUAAUGACCUGGAAAUCAGGGACAAGGAAAAUCGGGAGAAGGUGACCGUGAAACAAAAGGUGGUCCUUCAGCAAGAUCCCCAGCAGGAAAAAGAACAUUCCAUUCUGAAAGUGCAGGUGGAGGAAGAGCGGCACAAGCGAAUGCUGCUUGAGAAGGAGCUCAAUGUUUUACUGCAACAGCAGUUGACCCUUGAGAAGACGGAAGUGCGGGAAAAAGUGGUCCGGUCUGAGAAGGUUCAAGUGGAGAAAGAUCCUGAGGCAGAGCUGGAGAUUGAGAGGCUGAGGAAUACCUUGGAUGACGAGACGAAGCGUCGGCGUGAGCUGGACCAGCAGCUUGCGAAUCUCAACUCCAAAUUAUCUGACAUGGAGUUCGGCAACACCAAGUCCUCUAGAGAAUUGGAAUACCUGCGAGACGAAAGCAACAAGCUGCAUCAAGAGAAUCAGCGCCUGCAGAAUGAAAUCAGGAAACUGCAGACAGAAAUCCACAUCACGGCAAAGGAGACCAAACAAAUCACAGAGUCAGCCCCAAUGGAGAAUGGAAAGAACCUCGAGCUGCGGCUGGCUUCCCUUCAGAAGGAGCUGUCUGACCUGAGGAGCAUCACCAGUGAAAAAGACAGGGAGAUCGAGCGACUCCAGAAGAACCUGUCCACCAUGAAAAUCAAAAGGGAGCAGAGGGAGAGCCACCUCCGGCGCUCCAUUGUUGUCAUCGACCCAGACACAGGCAAGGAGAUGAGGCCGGAUGAGGCCUACAAACUGGGACUCAUAGAAUGGAAAAUGUUUGUAAACCUUCAGAGCCAAGAGUGCGACUGGGAGGAGAUCACUGUCAAGGGCCCCAAGGGCGAAUCGUCAGUCCUUCAUGACCGAAAAUCAGGCAAGAGGUUCUCCAUUGAUGAUGCACUGAGGGCAGGCAACAUCACAAACCGUCAACUGCAACAGUACCAAAACAAAGAAAUAUCCAUCCAAGAGUUUGGCUUAAUGGUGUCUGGUAGAAAAAAAUAACUCUCAAAAGAACAUGUCAUUUUUUCCUCUGACUUGAAAUAUUUGCAUGGGUAUCAACUUUAUCCAAAUUAUUUUACUAUGCGUUACCUUGAAAUGUUAUUUUGAUAUUUUUUUCCAACUUUUCUGUGCACUCUUAUUUGAGAAUGGGAAAUGUGGGAAGUGGUCUAAUGUAAAGAUUAAAUAAUGUCCUGGUUCAUUUAAACCCCUUCCUUUUUAACUGUCAAUGCACUGUUACAAGAUUUAAUUUCAAAUUAAUACAUAUGCAUGAAAUGCUGUUCCUUUAAUAAAACAUUUUUGGUUAAAUAAGAUGUUCUGUCUGAUUGUGUAGUAAAUUGUGUUUUUAAAAUCAGAACUAGACAGCAUUUUGUACCUUUACACCUUUGAGGUCAGAGCACUUGGCUCCCAUAACCUCUCUUUAUAUCAUGUAUUAUACCAAUAUCUUUGAAUAAAAAGUGAUUAUAUAUUACAUGUCUUUUUUUUUUUGUGAACCUGGGGAAUUUUCAAUACUUUAUCA